AUGAAGGGCCAUUCCGGGAGGGCUGGGGCAGCCACAGGUCGACAAAAUCCCGAGCCGAAGAAGCAAUUCCUUCUCCUCUGUGCAGCCGUUAAAGAUGGCGCCGUCUGCCGGAACUUCGCGUCGACGUGCGCGCUUCAACACACCGAAAAGACUCGCCUCGGUGACCCUCUCGAGGCUUCGCCCGCUGCUCUCGACUCCGGCGAGUCGCGUUCGGAGUUGGCUUUCUGUCGCUCAGAUCGCCCUUCUCGCAACUUUCCUAGAGACAGUCGCCGGCAGACGCCGCCUACCCAGUCACGAACAGCCGUUCCUCAGAGAUCCAUGUUUGCGGCUCCUGCGCCGUCGCCCCUCCAAAGCUCGUCGCCUUCGCCUCUGUGCGUGCCGCUCAACUCCGCGUCCGCCUCUCUCCCUCCGUCCCUCCUCUACUUGGAAAUCUCGGAAAGCGGCCUCGCCCUCGUCGCCUCGUCUGUCGCGCAGUGCGCCGCUCCACUGGCUGGUCUCCACGUUUUGCACCGAACAGUCCUGGCGGAGGUGAAGGCGCGCGACGUGCUUCACGUCUUUGCAGCUCGCGUGCGGACGGAGACAGGGGCCCUCCUGCACGCCUCUACGGCCUCGGGCCUUACGGAAACCUGUGGAAACCUCAGACUGGUCACUGAAGGUCGAUCGUGGGAUCCGUCCCGCGAGAGCCCCGAGCGCGUCUCGCUUCCCCUCGCGCCUACUCUCUGUGCAGUCGCGACGACCCCCACCCAUCCGUGGGCCUCCAAAGAGCUUCCGAAUCGAUGCCUGGUUUCGCCUGGCUGCUGCGACGGGGCGUCGCCCGCCGCUCCGACCUUGACGCCGAGUGACGCCCUCCGUACUGGUGUGGAUCCUGCGACUCUCUCCAACGGGUUGACUGCGACCUCUGUGCUGCCUCAACCACCCGCAGCUUCUUCGCGACCGAACCCGCCUACGACCGAAGCCGGCGUCCCUGCGGGGUCUCCAACCAUCCUCGACAAAGGCAGGGAAGCGACUCCGAGGGAAGCACAGACGCGCGACGGUGAAAGGCAAGCCCCCAGAGCCAGAGGAAUUCCUUCCUCCCGCGCGCAGGAGAGAAAUAACGAUCUCGAGGCCGCGACGGAAAGGCCCCGGGAGACCGACAAACACAGGCACGAAACGGAAGAGAGCCUCCGAGCCAAAGGGCCGUGUUCAAACCAGGAAGGCGGCGCGGCUCCAAAACGACGUUGUGGAUCUGAAGACAUCGUGAUGGCGUUUGUGCGUCUGAGACCAGGCGUGCGGCUCCUCGGAACGCGUGCUCGGUUGGAUCGAAAGCGGGAGGUGGAGCGAAAGGGCUCCGUUUCUACGGAGCCGGCGGGAAGUGACGGCUUUUUUCGACAGGAAGGGUGCUCGGAAGCUGGAGCCGGAAACGCGGAUGCGUCCGCGCGAGCCUCCGCUGCGGAGACACUCCAUGCCUCACGGGGCGAGCGCCGCCACGUGGGCAGCCGCGGGAAGAGACAGCAGAGCGCCGAACGGCGAGGGGACUGCGCGGGACUUGACGAGACACCCGGGAGUGAGCAGGCAGUGACAGAUGCGCCUGCAUACUCCUACCUGAUUCUUGUCCUCGGCCCUCGUCCCCAAGACCUGCCCUCGUGGCUGCGACGCCGACCGACAGCGCAGGCUUUGUCGGCGGACAGCGCGUCAGCAGCUGCGCGCGACCGUCUCCUUGUCUUCGGCGUCUCCUUUUCACCGCCUCUCAGCGCCGCCAGGUCUCGCUGCAGCGAGCCCAUGGUGAUGGAGCGCCCCGUGCCGCGCGAGAAACAGGGAGAAGAAGAGAGAGAGAAAAGGGGAGAAGGAAAGAGAGAGAAACAAAGAGAAGAAAAAAGAGAGAAACAAGGAGAAGAAAAAAGAGAGAAACAAGGAGAAGAAAAGAGAGAGAAAAAAGGGGAAGAAGAGAGAGGGGUAAAGGGAGAAGACAAGGGAGAGGCGCCUCUCAUAAGGGCGGAGAAGGCGCCAGGGGUCGGUAGAGCCGUGACGGAGUUGCAGUGUAUCGGAGAGAGGCGGAAAUCAGAGAUCAAGUUGCGCCGAGAAAGAUUUGAAGCCUCCGUUCGCGGGGCGUCCCGCGAGCUCUUUCGGAUUCUGCGGGCCUGGAUGGCGAAGCGCGAAGAAGAGACAGUUGCAGCCAGACGAGAGCCGCUCGCUUCGAAGGGGGCGGCGCCGAGAAGUCGCUCGCGUGAAUUGGCGCCGAAUUUCGUUUCGUUUGGGUUCUCUGGAACGGACCUCGAAUGCUCCGAAGGCGGCGACGGACGAAGCGCAAGCAUCCCCCUUCGAGAAGACGCGCUCCUGCAGGCAGUGUCUCCGCUCCUGUUUGGGCGCGAGUGGCCUCGCGGGAGAGAGCUCACCGUGGCGGAGACGCCCGGCGCCUGCGAGGAGACAGGUGCUGUCUGUGGGAGGAUGACAACCAAGGCGCCGCAUUCGGGAACGGAGGAGAGAGAACGCGGGUCAGAGGCUGCGUGCCAAGGACUGCGUGCGCCGCAGGGAGUCGAAGGGCGGUCUUGUUUUCCGUUCAGGAGGAAGGACCAGCUUCUCUUUCUGUCCGGAUGCGACGGCUCAGGCUCAGUGACGCGGGAGCGGCGAUGGGCUGAAGAGGACCCCACUUUCGCCUUGUCUCUGUUGUCUCUCCUGCGCUCGGCAGCGUGCGUCUCCAAGCGUCUUCGCCUUACCCAGUCCCUGGCGAGUGCCAUCCGUCUGUGGAGGCUGCAGCACCUGGAGCCGGGCGAGGGGGCGAGAAGCGCAGCGGCGAGCCGGAUCAGCUCUGUCGCCACCGCCAGCGGGAGAGGCGGCGUGGACAAGCCUGGGUCGGCGCGCCGUCUCGCCCCGCGGGAGGACGAGGUGGAGGCUGCUGCGUUGCCGCGUGAAGGCAACCGCAGCCUGAGAGCCGUUUGCGUCCCGAGUCAGACGGAACUCCAGGCGAUUGCGAAAGACAAGGAAGAGCAGCAGGGGGUCGGCGAGGACACAAACACGACGGAGGGAAAAGAACGCGCUAAAGAAUCAGAUGGAGUGUCGGAUGAAACUGGGGAAACCUGCGGGGACACCCGGAGGGGCGCCGAGACAGAGGAAGAGGACCUGGUGGAAAUCGCUGACGCAGGCUGCGUGUAUGGGGAAGCAAAGGACGAGAAGAAAGGGACUGACGGAGAGAAAGGGACUGACGGAGAGAAAGGGACUGACGGAGAGAAAGGGACAGAUGGAGAGAAAGGGACUGACGGAGAGAAAGGGACUGACGGAGAGAAAGGGACAGAUGGAGAGAAAGGGACAGAUGGAGAGAAAGGGACUGACGGAGAGAAAGGGACAGAUGGAGAGAAAGGGACAGAUGGAGCAGAGGAAAAACUCCUCAACCCCGCCGUGGCAGGAGCCGGCGAAAGUCAGGAGGGAGGAGACGGCGAAGCGAGCCUCGCGAAAGAGGGUCCUCAGGAGACAGUGGAGCCCGGCGCCAGGGGAGCGGAGAAAGGAGACCGGCGAAGCGCCAUGUGCACCCGAUUGGCAGUGCGGGAGGAAAACCGAGAACUGAUCCAGAAGAAGUCGCCAUUCCCAGAUCUUCUAAGUGCAGACGCCGAACGCCGCCUCAAGAAGAACGAUGACAUCGACGACUCCAUCCUCGAUUUCUUCCUCCGGUUCAUCACAAAGCAUGUGAUGACGGCGCGACAGCGGUCGGAGUUUUAUAUUUUCAACUCGUUCUUCUUGCCGUCAUUGGCAAAGUUCGGGGAAGACCACGAAGGUGCACACAAACACCACACGCGGUGGCUGAAACACGAGGCCGUGGCCUUACCCCUCAAGCGCGUCGUCUUCAUGCCGAUCAACCACGACAACAUGCACUGGUCUCUGGGCGUGGUUUUGAACGCCUUUGCGCCGAUUAACCCGCCCCCCGUGAAGGGCGAAGGCGGACCGACUGCUGCGAAGGCCCUGUCUCCAUCUCGGGCCCUGGCGACUGUCCGGCCGGGGCCCGGUGUGGGGUGGCCAGCAGGGCGCCCUGGGGCCUUAGCCGACCCCGGACGGCCAGGAGCCUCUGAGGCGAUGGGCAGAACGCCGGACGGAGACGCGAUUGGAGCCCCUGCUUCACCGAGACAACAACUCAGGAGGAGACUCAGGGGGGAAGCGGCGACCGGCAUCGCCUUGGAGAAGACACUCAGGUCGCCAAUUUCCGGCGCCCGCGUCGACGGCGAAGCGCCCUCCACCGUUGCUAGCCCUGGUAGCAGACCCCUGAAGAGGCUCCGCCGGGUUUUUGGCGAGGAGAGCGGGCUCGAGACGGAGGCGAAAACCGAGAUCAAACGCGAGAAAGUCGAGCAGGACCGUGCGUGCACGCUGCCGCUGCCAGACGGAGCUGCCAAGGCUCUUCUCCUUCACUUGGACUCGCUCCGAGGCUGCCGCCGCUCGCGCGUCUUUGACCGCGGACGCGGAGAACAAGUUAAACACUUUCUGAAGAAUGAAUUUGCGGCCAAGUGUGGGUCACACGUUCCCCGAGGCUCGAGUUACUGCACCGGGCCGUGCUGCUGGGUGAAGGAUGCAGUGCCGCAUCCGAAGGCGAUCCCGCAGCAAGAAAAUGGGUUCGACUGCGGUGUCUUUGUCAUUUCCUUCGUGCUCCACUUGGUGCUCCACCCGGAGGCCUUCCAGGCGCUUCUCUGCUGCGCCGAGAACAAACACCACUUCUGCGCGCCUCCACCCCCGCACGCCACGCGCCGCUCUGGUGUCUCUACACCUCAGCCUGCGCCAGGCGCCCGCAGUGGCCCGGAGGGCUCCGCCGCGACUGCAAGGCUGCUCUCAGAGGCCCCACGAGCUCUGGCAGAGACGACGGGAAACGCGGAAUUGACGAGAGUCAAAGUUGUCCCCUUCGAGUCUUCAAAAGCAACCGAACGCGCACUGCCGUCCACCCCCUGGUUCUCUCAGCGACAUGUCACGCACAGACGGAAACAGCUCCUCAAGAUGCUUUCGUACAUUCGCGAACACCCCAACUGGGAAGAGACUCCCCGAGACACUGAGCACCUGAGAGCUCUGUUGGUGGAGGAGCCCCCGUGCAAAUCCGAAACGACUGCACGCCGCCCCGCUGUCUUCAAUUUGGGACGCCGCGGGCUGAGGCCGAGCCGCUAG
Molecule: messenger RNA, 5112 nt
Organism: Neospora caninum
Lineage: Eukaryota; Apicomplexa; Conoidasida; Eucoccidiorida; Sarcocystidae
Product: putative ulp1 protease family, C-terminal catalytic domain-containing protein
Exons: 5
Coding region: 1-5112 (1703 amino acids)
Biological process (GO): proteolysis
Molecular function (GO): cysteine-type peptidase activity
Source: RefSeq, a predicted model, not a curated record